Molecule: messenger RNA, 1134 nt
Organism: Oryzias melastigma (Indian medaka)
Lineage: Eukaryota; Metazoa; Chordata; Actinopteri; Beloniformes; Adrianichthyidae
Product: autophagy-related protein 16-1
Biological process (GO): autophagosome assembly; negative stranded viral RNA replication
Cellular component (GO): autophagosome membrane
Molecular function (GO): protein binding
Source: RefSeq, a predicted model, not a curated record
UGUUAUUGGACCUGCACAGCAGUGGGUAGUGUAGAAGGAUCAGCGGAUGGAACCAGAACCUUUUGAUUCAGGCUGCUGGACAUCACAGCGUCAAAGGAAAACUACAGAUAGUGAAGUUAGUCUGUGAAUUAUAGAGCUGCAGGUAACAUGGUGGAUAGAUGGACGUCUAGAUCUGUCAUUGUGAAGCCAGCAGGCACUUCCUGUUUGGAAUGCCGGGGGAGGGGUCACUCAGUCCAGUUCUCAUAUGCAGUCAGUGGUUUAUACUCACUACUGAGGGAGAAAAAGGAGGAGAACUCACUGCAGGGUUUAGAAAUGAAUGGAUACGAGUGUGUGAUUGAGAUCCUGCGACAGACUGGCGACCCAUCCAGUGUGACCCCGCCUUCGUCCACCAGUGUUAGGGUUAGGCUCCAGCACCCCCGUGAACCUGAAAGGGACAAAACGGUUCAGAAAAUGUUCUCCCUGAAGUGACGUUCAAUCCGGUGGACUGUAGCUCUGCGGCUCCUGCUGCUCAGAAACAGACUCUGACCCUGAAAGGUCACAGACUCCGUGGUCGUGUAUGACGCCAUGCCGACUGGGCACCUCUGUAACCUGCCCCGUCCUCCUGCAGCACACCUUGACGGGCCACAGCGGGAAGGUUCUGUCGGCCCGCUUCCUGCUGGACAACGCGCGCAUCGUGUCAGGCAGCUACGACCGCACGCUCAAGCUGUGGGACCUGCGCAGCAAAGUCUGUAUGAAGACUGUGUUUGCUGGCUCCAGCUGCAACGACAUCGUGUGCACGGAGCAGUGUGUCAUGAGUGGUCACUUUGACAAAAAGGUUCGCUUCUGGGACAUCAGGGCCGAGAGCAUCGUACGUGAGAUGGAGCUACUUGGCAGAGUCACCUCACUGGACCUGAACCACGACCGCACCGAGCUGCUCACCUGCUCCAGAGACGACCUGCUGAAGAUCAUCGACCUGCGCAGCAACGCCGUCCGGCAGACGCUCAGCGCUCAGGGCUUCAAGUGUGGAGCCGACUGGACCCGAGUCACCUUCAGUCCGGACGGCAGCUACGUGAUCGGAGGCUCCGCUGAUGGAGCUCUGUACAUCUGGAACGUCCUGACGGGGAAGGUGGACCGGGUUCUGGACCGGAACCACAA